AUGAUAAGGGAGGUGCUGUUAGAUAAGCUGGGCCGGUUCCAGAAGCAGAGACUUAACCCUCUCGUGCUGCUUCUAACCAGGGGGGUCUCCACUCUUAAAGGGGAGGAAUGGACUAAGCGAAGGAGGGUCAUCACCCCGGCCUUUCACCUGGAAAAAUUAAAGGGAAUGGUGCCUGCGUUUCUGACCAGCUGUGUUGAUUUAAUAAAAAGAUGGCAGAACUUAACGAGCACUGGAGGAUCUUGUGAGCUAGACAUUUGGCCUGAGUUCCAGAAUCUGACAGGAGACGUAAUCUCUCGAACAGCCUUCGGAAGCAGCUAUGAGGAAGGAAAGAAAAUAUUUGAACUACAAAAGGAGCAAGCUGUCCUGGUCAUGGAAGCUGCCCGAGCCCCCUAUAUGCCAGGAUUCAGAUUCCUUCCUACUGCAAAAAAUAGGAGGAGAAUGAACAUAGACAGAGAGAUCAAGACCAUGCUAAAAAAUAUGAUUGACAAGAAGUUGAAUUCCAUGAAAAUGGGAGGAUCUCUGGGCACCGACUUGCUUGGCUUGUUGCUGCAGCUUAGUAAUGAUAAUGAUCAGAAGAACUAUAGAAUUACGAUCGAUGAGGUGAUAGAAGAGUGCAAGCUCUUCUACUUUGCCGGUCAAGAGACAACCUCGGCGUGGCUAACAUGGACUAUGAUUCUCCUGUCCAUUCAUCCAGAUUGGCAACAAAGAGCAAGGGAAGAAGUUAUGAAAAUCUGUGGGAAAAAUACACCUGAUUUUGAAUCAGUAGGACACUUCAAAAUUGUAACCAUGAUACUUUAUGAGGUCCUAAGAUUAUAUCCACCCCUGACCUCUCUCUUUCGACAUGCAAUUAAGAAAACAAAGCUAGGAGAGUUCACUAUCCCUGCUGGCACCGAUGUCUGGCUACCCGCAAUCCUCAUCCACCAUGAUCGAGAAUUUUGGGGCGAAGAUGCUGAAGAGUUCAAUCCACAGAGAUUUUCAGAAGGGGUUUCAAGGGCAUCAAAAGUUCAAAAUGCAUUCUUUCCUUUUGGAGGGGGACCAAGGAUAUGUUUGGGCCAGAGUUUCGCAGCAAUAGAAGCAAAGAUGGCUUUGGCUACUAUUCUCCAACACUUUUCCUUUGAGCUUUCGCCUUCCUAUGCUCAUGCUCCUUAUACCAUUAUUACUCUUCAGCCACAAUUUGGAGCUCAUAUCAUCCUUCAUCAACUUUUAUACUAGUAAAGGAGGAUUUCAAACCCCCCAUCCUCCCUUCCGGGAAAAAAAAUUGCAUAGAAGCUAUCAAGCGACACAACAAACGGCCACAAAAAAAGCAAGAGCAGUACCGCAGCCUGGGAUUGGAGCGUGGGCUAAAUCCCUUUCCAGAUGCUCCUCAUAGUUUGUUGGAGCAUCGGUAAACGUUUGGGAUUUUUGACAAUAUUUGGAGCUUUCAUCCAAGUUUUGUCUUGGAAAAAAGGUUUAUGGUUACAAACAAGCAACCUUAAAAGAAGUAGAUAUGGCUCAACAAUAGUUGUCGGCUCCCAUCGAAACUGCAGUUCAUUAAUUCUCAUGAACCGAAUAUUUCUUAAUUUACCUAUAGCUAUAUGUUACUUUUUCUAUGGACAUUAUCCAUGAAAUAUCUCUACUUUAUUAGGAUUGGGCGCACCAGAUCCUAUGGCCGAUGUUCAAUUAAAUUUUCAUGAUCCUAUAUAAACCAAUGAAAGAGAUGCCACGUCGGUUAAUUAGCCGACACUGGUCAUUCUCCCAAUUGCUCAACUUGUUGGGUAGUGAGGCUGUGACAGGUAGUAUUAGAGCUAAAUCUAUCAUACGCCACAACUUUUAUUAAUGAGGAUAGCAAGAUCGGGUAGAGUCGAGUAGGACUUGUGCUAUGGGUGGGCCUGUCUCUCUUGAAUAGGAGUGAACCGUGCCACAGGAACUUAUUAGCAUGUGCCGGUCUUUUUCCCAAUAGCCUAAGCUUUUAAAUUGUUGUAAUGUGACAGAUUGUAUCUUAUUUCAAGGUGGCAUGCUUAUGAGAGCAAAAGGUGCAUUCAUAAAAGAUAGGAGUAACUGGUUAUGUAAUUAGAGAUCUUGACCCAUAUUUAAAUCAAUGUGAUUUAACUACAAAUUCAAGGUCCUGGUG
Molecule: messenger RNA, 2110 nt
Organism: Elaeis guineensis (African oil palm)
Lineage: Eukaryota; Viridiplantae; Streptophyta; Magnoliopsida; Arecales; Arecaceae
Source: RefSeq, a predicted model, not a curated record